Messenger RNA from Oncorhynchus mykiss (rainbow trout), 1732 nucleotides. NCBI's taxonomy places the organism in Eukaryota, Metazoa, Chordata, Actinopteri, Salmoniformes, Salmonidae. The record is from RefSeq and is a predicted model, not a curated record.
UGGAGCUGCUAUCUUCCAGGCAAGUUUCGAGAGCAAAUUUGAAUGUAUUUUGGUGUUGUUUUACAACUCAAAUGAAAAGCAGCUCACUCGAGAACGAGUGUAACAUCGUAAUGCAAAGUCAUAAGAGCAGAUAUCACUAUGAGUACCUGUUCACUGGAGCAUCCCAACGGGCAGAAGGCCGACUCUCUCCCCGCCAAGAGGCUCUGCAAGGGGGUGUGCGCGCAGGAUGGGUCGGUCGGAGGUGGAGGGGGGAAGGCAAGCAGGGCCGUGGAGGUGUCUAUAGUCAUACCAGUGCAUAACGCCUCCUGCUGGCUGGAUGAGUGUCUGCAGGGGAUUGAGGACCAGGACUACACUGGCUCUAUGGAACUGUCUGUCUACGAUGAUGCCAGCACUGAUGGUUCCAGAGCGAUAGUGGAGGGAUGGAGGGAGAGGCUGGAAAGGAGAGGUGUUUCCAUGGUGAUCUCUGGCCAUGACUCCGCCCAACCCAGGGGAGUGGGUCAUGCCAAGAACCAGGCUGUGUCUCAGAGCUCAGGAAAGUACCUCUGCUUUCAGGACGCUGAUGAUGUGAUGAUGCCUCAGCGAAUACAUCUCCAAUACGAGACCUGCCUCUUCAACUCUACCUCUUUGAUUGGCUGUCAGGUCCGCAGGGAUCCAGAGGGAUCUACUGAGCGCUACACACGCUGGAUCAACAACAUCAGCCAGGAUCAACUCAGCACCCAGGUGUACACCUCUCACGGCCCUACGGUCAUCAUGCCAACAUGGUUCUGCUCCAGGGAUUGGUUCCAGCGGGUCGGAACCUUUGACGAGGGCGGCAAGGGAGUUCCAGAGGAUCUGUUGUGGUUCUAUCAGAGUGUUGGUCAGGGAGGAGGUGUGGUCAGAGUGGACCAGUGUUUACUAGUCUACCGCUACCAUCAACAAGCUGCUACACACUCUGUCCUGGAGGAAACCAUUUGGAACCUCCGUGUGGCCUUCCUCCAGGAGAGAGUUAUCAACCAAUGGGAAUCCUUCACCAUAUGGAAUGCUGGGAAACAGGGCCGGAAACUAUACCGCUGCCUCAGUUCCUCCAAUCAGAAGAAGGUUCGAGCGUUCUGCGACGUGGACGAGAAUAAGAUCAACAAAGGCUUCUACACCUAUGAGGAGUCCAAGGAGAGGCCCAAGCCUCAGAUCCCUGUACUGCACUACAGAGAUGCCUCUCCACCCUACAUCAUCUGUGUCAAGCUGGACAUGACCGGAGGAGUGUUUGAGGAAAACCUGAAGUCUCUCCAUCUGGAAGAAGGAGUUGACUACUAUCACUUCAACUAACACUCUGAGAUGUGGAGAGGAGGGGAGUUGACUACUACCACUUCAACUAACACUCUGAGAUGUGGAGAGGAGGGGAGUUGACUACUACCACUUCAACUAACACCCUGAGAUGUAGAGAUUAAGAGGAGGGGAGUUGACAACUACCACUUCAACUAACACUCUGGGAUGUAGAGAUGGAGAGGAGGGGACUACUACCACUUCAACUAACACUCUGGGAUGUAGAGAUGGAGAGGAGGGGACUACUACCACUUCAACUAACACUCUGGGAUGGAGAGAUUAAGAGGAGGGGAGUUGACAACUACCACUUCAACUAACACUCUGGGAUGUAGAGAUGGAGAGGAGGGGAGUUGACAACUACCACUUCAACUAACACUCUGGGAUGUAGAGAUGGAGAGGAGGGGACUACUACCACUUCAACUAACACUCUGAG